UCUAAUUCAUUCCUAAUCGAGUCACGACAGGAUCGUGGGUACGCGAAUCGGGCGGGGGGGUGACGUUGGCGCCGGGUUCAUCCUCCUCGAGACGGUAGGCAGUUCUGAGCCACAGGGACCGCCAGCGAGCGAGAGAGCGAGAGAGAGAGUCAGCGAAGAAAAAUGCUCGCCCACAACCUGCUCCUCCCCUCGCCGUCCUCCUCCUCUCCUUCCCCGUUCGCGUUCGAUCCCCACCGCCGCCGUCUACCUCGGCUCCACCCCCUCUUCUCCGACGCCGCCGCCGCCCCUGCUCGACUCGCCGGAGCAAGUCGAAGGAUUAAAUUUCUUCCGCUCAAGUCUAGCUUUUGGGAAACCAUAAGAUCAGGUUUUUUAAAGGACAGUGCGACACAAAUCGUUGAUCCACCAACCAGUCCUGAAGAGGAGGAAGAGAUCUUACCUCAGGAGUUUUUACUAUUUGAGAAGACUCUACCGGAUGGCUCACUUGAACAGAUAAUGUUCUCAUCUGGUGGUGAUGUUGAUGUGUAUGAUCUUCAAGCACUAUGUGAUAAGGUGGGAUGGCCUCGGAGGCCAUUGUCCAAACUGGCUGCAGCUUUGAAAAAUAGCUACAUUGUGGCCACGUUGCAUUCUAUAAGGCAUUCCCCUGAAUCAGAUGAGAGUGCCCAAACGAAGCUCAUCGGGAUGGCACGCGCUACGUCUGAUCAUGCCUUUAAUGCCACCAUUUGGGAUGUCCUUGUUGAUCCUUCUUAUCAGGGUCAAGGCCUUGGGAAGACUCUCGUGGAAAAUCUUAUCAGGACUCUUCUGCAAAGGGAUAUAGGCAAUAUAUCACUCUUUGCGGAUAGUAAAGUUGUAGAUUUUUACCGGAACUUGGGUUUUGAAGCUGACCCAGAGGGAAUCAAAGGAAUGUUUUGGUACCCGAAGUAUUAGUGGCUGGAUCUUUACCACAAGCACGAUUUUGCUGCUGCAGAGCCAGGGGAGGAGCCGUCGACAUCUUUGAUAGAAGACCAGUAAGAUGAAAGCUGUAGCAUGUUGUUAAAAAUGUACACUGUAAAGGUCGAUCCUGUAAGAACGAGUCCAAAAAUUAAUUCUUCGCUGGGUCUCGUCUCUCAAUUGUAGCCAUUAAGCGUGAUCCAGAUUUUUCAAAGAUUCAUCAAGACGAUAGCGGUGUAUUCUUUCUUUAGAGGAGCAAUUUGUUCAGUACGGACGGGGUGGUUUCUAGAUUCUGGUGGGCAAAAGUUCAGACGCUUCACCGUUGAUUUCA
Eucalyptus grandis is the source of this 1258-nucleotide messenger RNA. RefSeq names its product histone acetyltransferase TAP1. The transcript has 7 exons. The coding region runs from base 163 to 924 and encodes 253 amino acids. Gene Ontology annotation, cellular component: cytoplasm. The record is from RefSeq and is a predicted model, not a curated record. Gene Ontology annotation, molecular function: N-acetyltransferase activity. NCBI's taxonomy places the organism in Eukaryota, Viridiplantae, Streptophyta, Magnoliopsida, Myrtales, Myrtaceae.